AUGAUGGAAUCUCAGGAAGUGGAAUUUGCUGAAUAUGCAAAGUUGCCAUAUUUACCACCAUAUUUGCAGCCUGGGUUGAACAAUUAUACUUACGGGGUCAACUUUGCAUCUGCUCAUCAAGGAUAUGUAUCUGAUCUUGCUUCGGUGAUACACCUUAAAACUCAACUAUGUCAGUUCAAGAAGGUGGUGAAACAGCUGAGGCACAAACUAGGUCAUGCAGAGGCCAAAACAAUUUUGUCGAAAGCUGUUUACUUGAUUAGCAUUGGAAACAAUGAUUAUUUUGCCCCCUUCACAUCAAAUUCCAGUUUGUUUGAGUCCCACUCACACAAAGAAUUUGUUGGCUUGGUCAUUGGCAACCUUAAGAAAGUGAUCAAAGUAAUAUACACUGUCUUAUGGUGGAGCCAUACUCCCAAUGUCACAGGGCCUUACAUUAAUCUAAAAGAGCUGCUUGAAGUUUAG
Messenger RNA from Prunus avium (sweet cherry), 459 nucleotides. NCBI's taxonomy places the organism in Eukaryota, Viridiplantae, Streptophyta, Magnoliopsida, Rosales, Rosaceae. The record is from RefSeq and is a predicted model, not a curated record.